GUACGUGUCUCGCAGUGAAUGAUUCAUACGCACACCACCACCACUCCCACCAUCCGCUUUUAUCGAACGUGCCCUUCUCUUCCGGACAAACAACCACCGAAUCCAAUUCCCCCUCUCUCUUCUUCUUCUCCGAUUCUCUCUCUCUCUUAAUUCUCAGUUCUCUAAAUUCGAAUCUCUCAGAAUCCAAGGCCACUAUCUAUCUUUCUUCGCCGAUCUGGAUCAGGGCCGGUCCCGAGUGUCGUCCGCAGCAGCCGGCGGUGAUGGCGGAGCUUCCUCCGAACAAUCGCCGGAGCAGUUCCGAGAGUUCUGUGGAAGUCUUGCCGGGAAUUGAGCGGGAAAUUGACGACGGGAGUGGCCGGAAAAGUAUUGAGUUGGAGAACGGAGCGGCCAGUGUCGGCGGCGGCGGUAUCUCUACAGGGAAUUCAGGGAGUUCUGACUUUAGCUUUUCGAAAGAGAGUGCGUUACCGGUGGAGAUAUCACCAACUAAUGAAAGGCCAGUACAACAGGCAGUUCCGGUAAAGUUGGAGAGAUCGAAAACGGAGAGCACCAGACCUAAUGUAAAGUUGAAAGAUGCGGCAAAGAUUUUUGACGACAAAACUCCAGUCCAGCAGAAGUUAAAGCUGUUAAAUAGAAUGGCCACUGUGAAAGAUGACGGAACGGUAGAAUUCGAUGUUCCAGGGGAUGUUGAAGCUCAAUCUUUUGGUAUUGGACCCACUGCUAGUUUUACUGGUGUUGCUGAUGAGCCUCUUGAUGCAACAGACCUCCAAUACAUGCCACCAAUGCAAAUAGUAAUGCUUAUUGUUGGAACGCGUGGAGAUGUGCAACCCUUUAUUGCAAUUGGCAAACGCUUGCAGGACUAUGGCCAUCGUGUAAGACUAGCUACUCAUUCAAAUUUUAAAGAGUUUGUUUCGACUGCUGGUUUGGAGUUCUACCCAUUAGGCGGUGAUCCAAAAAUUCUUGCUGGCUAUAUGGUUAAAAAUAAAGGCUUCUUGCCGUCAGGGCCUUCUGAUAUUCCUAUUCAGCGUAACCAAAUGAAGGAAAUUAUAUAUUCCUUACUUCCAGCUUGCAAAGAGCCUGAUGUAGAUUCCGGUAUCCCCUUUAAAGCGGAUGCUAUAAUUGCAAAUCCCCCAGCAUACGGGCAUACUCAUGUAGCAGAGGCACUUAAAAUACCUGUUCAUAUAUUUUUUACAAUGCCUUGGACGUCAACAAGUGAAUUUCCACAUCCGUUGUCCCGUGUCAAGCAACAGACUGGAUAUAGACUAUCGUAUCAAAUUGUUGACUCCUUAAUAUGGCUUGGAAUACGGGACAUGAUAAAUGAUGUUCGGAAGAAAAGAUUGAAAUUACGACCCGUCACAUAUUUAAGUGGUUCACAAGGCUCUGAGUCUGAUGUUCCCCAUGGAUACAUAUGGAGUCCCCACCUUGUUCCUAAACCAAAAGAUUGGGGCCCUAAGGUUGAUGUGGUGGGAUUUUGCUUCCUUGAUCUUGCAUCAAAUUAUGAACCUCCAGAGCCACUAGUGAAAUGGCUUGAAGCUGGUGACAAGCCUAUAUACAUUGGAUUUGGUAGCCUUCCUGUUCAAGAGCCAGAGAAAAUGACCCAAAUAAUUGUUGAAGCAUUAGAAAAGACAGGACAGAGAGGCAUCAUCAACAAGGGCUGGGGUGGCCUUGGAAAUUUGGCUGAACCAAAGGAAUCCAUAUACUUGUUGGACAACUGCCCUCAUGAUUGGCUGUUUCUACAGUGCAAGGCAGUGGUGCAUCAUGGAGGUGCUGGAACGACGGCUGCUGGUCUCAAAGCUGCAUGUCCAACAACUAUUGUUCCUUUCUUUGGAGACCAACCUUUCUGGGGAGAACGAGUGCAUGCCAGAAGAGUAGGCCCUGCACCUAUUGCAGUUGAUGAGUUCUCACUUCCCAAGUUAGUUGGUGCAAUAAAUUACAUGCUUGAUCCCAAGGUGAAGGAGCGCGCUAUUGAACUUGCUAAGGAUAUGGAGAAUGAGGAUGGUGUGACAGGUGCAGUCAUGGCCUUCUUUAAGCAUCUUCCUCGGCCAAAGCCUGAGUCUGAGCCAGAAACAGUGUCAUCGGGUCUUUUCUCUAUAAGUAGAUGUUUUGGUUGUUCCUGAGUCAUAGUCGUUCUGUUCUUUUAGUUUGUCUCCCACAGUAGCGUGAAAAGAAUUCCUUGUUGGUGCCUUGAAAGAAAGGAGAGUUUUGUUGUUGUUAGUUCGUUGAUUAAUAGUCUUGUUCAUAGUCUCAUUCCAACUGUAAAUAUGUAAUUAUUUACCUUCAUAUUUGUUCACAUUUAACAUUCAUUCAGAGAAAGCCAUGAUUUGUGUUGCAACCUUC
Argentina anserina (silverweed cinquefoil) is the source of this 2334-nucleotide messenger RNA. RefSeq names its product sterol 3-beta-glucosyltransferase UGT80A2. The record is from RefSeq and is a predicted model, not a curated record. Gene Ontology annotation, biological process: carbohydrate metabolic process. Gene Ontology annotation, molecular function: hexosyltransferase activity; UDP-glycosyltransferase activity. Lineage: Eukaryota; Viridiplantae; Streptophyta; Magnoliopsida; Rosales; Rosaceae. Bases 261 to 2114 code for a protein of 617 amino acids. The transcript is spliced from 14 exons.